Molecule: messenger RNA, 2420 nt
Organism: Monopterus albus (swamp eel)
Lineage: Eukaryota; Metazoa; Chordata; Actinopteri; Synbranchiformes; Synbranchidae
Gene: edaradd
Product: EDAR-associated death domain
Exons: 6
Coding region: 570-1244 (224 amino acids)
Biological process (GO): signal transduction
Molecular function (GO): protein binding
Source: RefSeq, a predicted model, not a curated record
UUACUGGAGCUGCAGAAGGAGGUAGCCUGCUGCUGUGUUGGUGGGAUGGGAAAAGUGAUGCUAGAUGACUGUCCAGCGUGUCCCCACUUGGAUUUGCAACGGUCGGCUGCUGUCCGGUUGUUGUCACAUUUGACAGUGUUCUCAUGGUCUCCGCUGAGGCCAGUAUAGUGUUAAGUAAUGCAGCUGCUUCUGUGAGGCUGCUUGCAGGCUGUUGAGCAGACAUCACUGUGGCUAACUGUUGUUAGCCUGUAUUUUGAAAUCCGCUCCGUUUUUUUCAUCACCUUCCGGUUUCACUGAAAUUGAUUUUCAGUUGUAUGUGUGAGAGGUUUUUCAGUUGUAUGUGUGAGAGGUUUUUCAGUUGUAUGUGUGAGAGGUUUUUCAGUUGUAUGUGUGAGAGGUUUUUCAGUUGUAUGUGUGAGAGCUAAUUCUGAAAAAAGUCCCGUACGGCACCUCAUACGCACUGGCAUUGGCACCUUCUCUCACCUCGGAGCUCAGGAUUACCGUCUGCACUUCAUACAGAGAGCUAUAACUCAACCUGGUACCGGCACGAGGACAUCGUGGCUUAUAAAAUGAGCAGUUUAAGGGCGUCUAAGGAGCCAUUUGACAGAAUCAGCUCUGAACCCGUGGAGGACACAGACACCACCAGCUUUGUGGCAGAAUUUUCCCUGGAGGCCAAUUAUCCAGUGCAAGUGACAGAUCCUCAUGAAUACACCGAGGUCAGUAAUAUGUCUCCAGCAGACGCUGUGACACUCCACCUGAGCUCCAUGCCCUCUGGAUACCUGAGUCCCUCAGACAGAAUAAGACAGCCAGUUGAAGAUGUUGAAGAAUGCACCUGCCCAAUAUCUGCUUCUCCAGACUACCCAAAAGAACUGCAGUUAAUAAACAGCUCUUGUGAAAAGUGCUUCUGCCUGGCGCCUCCUCCCAAGAUCAGCGACCUCAUGAAUGACAAAGAUCUCCUGGAUUUACUGCGGCUCAAACUCGAUCCAAACCACUGCACCAUCAAAAACUGGAAGAACUUUGCAAGUCGCUGGGGAAUGAGCUAUGAUGAACUGACCCUGCUGGAGCACCGGACCCAGGGCUCGUUGGCUCACAGCCCCACCCAGGAGUUCCUGCUGCGCUACAACCAGAAAACAGUCACUGAGCUCACUGAACUUUGCCGUAUCUACCAGCGCAUUGAUGUGCUACGACUGUUGCAGAGCUGGAUAGAGAAGGACUGGCCGUCACGCUGGCAACAGACUCAUUAGCCAGUUUGGCUCUCUGUGUAUUUAUCUGGGCUCUCCUUUUACAUUUGUCAGGGUUGUACUUGUUAGGGAUUUCUUCUUCUUAUACAUGCUACUACAUUUUUAGAAAAUUGAGCAAGUGUGGUCUUAAGAUAGAGGUAAAACAGUGACCCAGCAAAAUAUUUUGCUGAUUGAACAAUAUUAAUCAUUCCAGGGGCAUGGUGUCAUGAACGGCAUUGUCCGCCUCUUGGUCUGGACUGCAACAGUGCGAAAGCUUUUAGACACAUUGCCAUGAAAUGUUGUACAAAUAUCUAUGGUGAACCAGUCCACUGACUACAGACAUUCAUGGUUCUCAAACAGUGUGUCCUAAUGACUCUGAUGACCUUUCCUCUAGCAUCACACUCAGAUUUUGAGUGAAAUAUGUCAGCUUUUUAGAUUAUGAUGCUAUUUACUACGCACAUUCACAUUCAUCAGGAUGAAUUGUCAUAAUCAUGGUUCUCCCUUGAAGUUUCUUUAACACUGUCAUCCAGUCAAAACUUUAAUUUGUCCAGUGUUUGGUUUAUGACCAAAUACCUACAGAACUACUAACACUCCCAUCAUCCUCAGCGAUACUUUGUGUUCGGUGCUGAUCAGCAUGUGAAGUAAGAUGGCGAGUAUGAUAAACAUUACAACCUCUAAACAUCACCACAUUGGUAUUGUCAUAACGCACAUGUAACAUGUGCGUUAUGACAAUGCUAGCUAGCAUGAGCUAGCAUGUAGCUCAAAGCACCACCUUGUCUUGUCACUGUGCAUCUGACUGUAUGUGUACAGAAACAAAGCAAAAGCUAUGGCAGAUUAUUUAUUUUUAUUAUAUAUUUUUGGUUUUACUUUUGGCAGCAACACCCAUACUCAUUUAAAAUACACGCCAUGUUAGCAGGAAGAUUGAUACAACUUUGAGUAAUGACAAUACCAGCUGUGUCUCUUUUUCUCUUCUGUUGUCUCCAUUCGGGUGGUGAGGCUGUGGAACGGAUCUGUAAUAUCAGAGCAAGUGGAAAGAUGCAGUAGAUCAACAAGUACACGGAUUCAUUCAUAUAUAUCAUCACAGUUUGGUCUUACUAAGCUAAAUAUUCUGCAAACAAAAAAAAUGUGAGUUGAAAACCAAAAUUACUGUUAAAACUUUUAAUACUCAUUAAUGUUACUUGUCUUUUUUUAUUUGAAGAA